CUGGAGCAGACACUGUUGUCUCUGGCGUUAAACACACAGUCAGUCAGCGGGCAGACACACCACACUGCGGAGAUCACCGUCACUCACUUUGGAUGUUUUUACUGGAUUUGGAUUGAGAGGGUAGCCUUUUUUAAAGGCAGUCCACACUGAUUGGAUUAAGCAGUUGGAAAAGUUCAGUGACGUUUUAUUUUCACAGUUUAUUCACCUGGAUCCAAAGAUGAUGCUCAAGAAAGUGCGAUUUAAGCAGUUUAUGCACCCAUCUCGUCUUUAUGAGCAGCAGCAGUGUGUUUAGUGCUGUGGUGUUACUGGACCACCCCACCCAACACACCCACCCACCACUCCAUCAGGACAUGCAUGUGUCGCAGGGAGCCGGGGACAGCUCAGUGGACAUGGACCGGCUGAACAGCAACAUGCCCGAGUUUGGAAGGAAAACACACCAGGUGCUAAAGAGCACUCCUCUGGAUUUCCUUGAGACGGGGAAGGGUCUGAAGUUCCAGGCAGAGCGCCCCCACCUGGUGAGCCUGGGCAGCGGACGUCUGAGCACCGCCAUCACCCUGCUGCCCCUGCCCGAGGGCCGGACCACAAUGGGUCAUGGUCCCAUGGACAUCAACCUGCAGGGCCCCGGAGUGGCUGCCCAGCACUGCUACAUCGAGAACAGGUCGGGGGUCAUCACGCUGCACCCCUGUGGGAACCUCUGUGCCAUCGACGGGCUCCAGGUCACUCAGCCCGUCCGCCUGUCGCAAGGCUGUAUGCUGUGUUUUGGCCAGUCGGCCUACUUUCGCUUCAACCACCCGGAAGAAGCCCUCAGGAUGAAGAGCAUGGUGCCUCAGGGGGGAGGUCUCUCCGCCGGGGACUACAGACUCAGUCCAGGCACAGAGAGCUUUGUCAAUGGGAAUCACCAGGCCAGUCCAGUCCAGUCUCCCCAAACUCAUGGAGAAAGAGUCCAGUCUGAGCACAGUGCAAUCGUAAGCUCUAUUGAGAAAGACCUCCAGGACAUCAUGGACUCUCUAGUCAUGGAUGAUCCACAGCCUUCUUCCUCGGAUGGCCAAAAGCCUUCUGGAGGCCAACCCAUUCCCCAUUCCCCCCUGUCCCCAAUGCUCAAUGGAGGUGGCAGGUAUCUAUUGUCCCCUCCUACCAGCCCAGGGGCUAUGUCCGUUGGAUCCAGCUAUGAGAAUACAUCCCCUCCCUUCUCCCCCCUCUCCUCCCCAUCUGCAGCCAGCAGUGGGAGCUUUACUAGCCCAUCUCCUAUUGGAGGACCCCAGGACCAGAGUUAUUCUCUUCCGCCAGUGCCUGUACGCUCCUCAAGCUACAACUUCUCCACCAAUCCCAUCGCCGGCUGGGGUGCGCCUGUCCCCCAGCCUCGGACUAUACUGCCUAACUUCAGCAGCGGUGGGGUGGGCCAGAAGGUUCAGGAAAGCCCCAGGCUGCAGAGGAAGGUCUUAUCAGAGGCCCCUCCAAGCCCUAAGCCAAGCCGCAGAGGACUUGGCCCUGAUGGGUCUGAGAGCCCCCGACAGAUUAUGUUCUCCUCUUGUGAAUCUCUCAGUAGUAGACACAUAGUGCCAAGCAGCCCAAGACUCACUACCAAAUUCUCUAACUGUCCAUCGCAGUCUCCUUCCAGUCCCAGGACCAAGUCAACCACAGUGCUCCAGGAAAGACCUGCCAGUCCUUUCAGAGAACAGACCAGUCUAGCUGAUUUCCCCCUGACCCCCAGCUCCUCCAGGCAGCUUUCCCAACCCAACAGAGCCUUCCAGCCUCCUCUGGACCCCAUCGUCCACAUCAUCCAAGGAUCGCCGCUCCAGCAGCAUCCGCGUUCACUGCAGCCCCCUGAAAGCCCUCGCAUGGCCAGGAGGAACAUGGAGCUGAACGGUGGCGGUGGAGGGAGCUGCAGUAUGAGGGAGCUGCCUCCUCUUAGCCCCUCCAUGGCUCGACGAGGGGUCCCAGUACUACCAGGGGCUCUCCCAGGGACGAUACCAACCUUAAGAACUCCAGAAAGCCCCUCAAGUCUGGGCAAGCUCAUCCCGGAGAGUCCCAGGCUCCGACGCAGGACCGGAUCUACGUCCGAGGAGCCAACUGGCAGCAGCAGGGGGGUCCGAGCCCGCAGUCCGUCGCCUACCUCCAUGAUGAUGGAGGGCGGUGGGGGUUCGGGAGGACGGAAGGCGAGCUUUGGGAAUUCCCUGUCACCUGCUUACAGUUUGGGCUCCCUACCAGGAUCUUCCCCUGUUUCCAGCCCCAGGACCCAUAGGAAGAUGUCCUCAGGGAGACCCCACCCUGGAAUGAGGGAGAGGAAGAACAGCAUCACAGAGAUCAGCGACAACGAGGACGAGCUGCUGGAGUACCACCGUCGACAGAGGGAGGAGAGGCUACGAGAGCAGGAGAUGGAGAAACUGGAGAGACAGCGACUGGAGACCAUCCUGAACCUCUGCGCAGAGUACAACAAAGGAGACGGCAGCGAGCUGGAGCCGCUGGGCUCGGGGAGGACGGGUUUCCCCGGGGCGCUGACGGACGGCUCGGGGCGGAUGCUGUCCCAGGAGAACAUCCUGGGAGGAACGCCGUCCCAGGCCACGCUGCGUCUGCUGCAGAGGCAGAGGGAGAGCGACGAGGAGAACCUGAAGGAGGAGUGCAGCAGCACGGAGAGCACGCAUCAGGAGGUGAGGACGUCUCCUGCUCUCAGCGCAGCUCUGCACAAUGGGGACAGACAGCACGAGGACUCGUUGGGUUCGGGUCGUCUGGAGCUCGGUUACCUGGAAGACGAGCGCGUUCGCGUUCUCGCUCGGAUCGAUGAGCUGAAAAGCAGGUUUACGGAGCUGGAGCAACAACUCCAGGAGUCCAAACAAGAGGCGGAGAUGGAGCGGGCCCUGCUGCAGGGCGAGAGGCAGGCGGAGCUGGACCAAAUGGAGGCUGAAACUGACAUCAUCACCCAGCUGCAGCACAAGCUGGACGAGCUGGAGAGCGCCAUCCGGAGGGAGAAGGACAAGGAGAGGGCUAAUGUUGAGGCCGAGCGCCGGGCCCUGCAGAGCCUCCAGGAGGGCUACGCUGAGUUGGAGAACCAGCUUCAUAACUGUCCCGAGUCCCUGAGGGAACAGUUGCAGGAACAGCUCAAAAGGGACGGAGAUGCCUUGGAAACAGGAACCAAAAAGUUUGAGGACUUGGAGUUUCAGCAGCUGGAGAGAGAGAGCAGCCUGGAGGAGGAGAGAGAAACCAUGAGUCAGCAGCUGCUGCAGGAGAGAGCCGAGUACCAUCGCAGCGUGGCCAAGAGGAAGGAGAAGGUGUCCGCUCUGGAGAGCCAGGCCAACCAGCUGGGCCUGCAGGCGUCUCAGGAGUGUGAGCGGCUGGCCAAGGACCGGACCCUCACCCUGCAAAUGCUCCAAAAGGAGAAGGAGAGGCUGUCCGCCCUGGAGAAGAGAUACCACAGCCUGACAGGAGGAAAGAGCUUCCCCAAGUCCUCCACUGCCAUGAGAGAGGUGUUCCGCUCUAAGCUGGACAGUGAUCCGGGUCUGUCUUUGCAUCAGCCCAAACCCGGCUCGGCCCCCCCUCUGCAGCACGGAGCAGCAACGCUGGGACGCAACUCCAGCUCCAGGAGCCCCCUGCUGGCAGCCAACAGCACCGGCAGUCUGCCCAGGAACCUGGCUGCCACCCUGCAGGACAUCGAGACCAAGAGGCAGCUGGCUCUGCAGCAGAAAGGUCAGCAGGUGAUCGAUGAGCAGCGGCGGCGCCUGGCGGAGCUGAAGCAGCGCGCGGGGGUGGAGGCUCAGUGCCAGUGGGAGGCGCUGCACGGCUCUCAGUCCCACCUCAUGACCUCAACCUCCCCCUCGCCCUCCUACUCCCCCAUCAUGUCGUACAGCCACGGCUCCGGAGGCGGCCCCCCCCUGGUGCACCACUCCAUCCUGCACCACCACCCCCCCUCAGCCGGGGAGCAGCCCUACGACACCCUGAGCCUGGAGAGCUCCGACAGCAUGGACACCAGCAUCUCCACCGGCAACAACUCGGCCUGCUCGCCUGACAACAUGUCCAGCUUCGGAGGAGUGGACACGCUGAAGAUCGAGGAGAUGGAGAAAAUGCUGAAGGAGGCGCAUCUGGAGAAAGCCAGACUUAUCGAAUCGCGGGAGCGAGAGAGCCUGGCUCGCCGUCAGAUGCUGGAGGAGGAGAGGAGGAGGAGGGAGGACGCGGAGAAGAGGCUGCAGGACGAGACCUUCCACCGGCAGCAGCUGGUGGAGCGGGAGGUCAAGAUGAGGGCCAAGAACUUCGCUCAGGCCCGUCCUAUGACCCGCUACCUGCCCAUCAGGAAGGAGGAGUUCGACCUGCGCUCCCACGUGGAGGCGUCGGGCCACAGCGUGGAGACCUGCUACCACCUCAUCCUCACCGAGAAGAUGUGCAAGGGCUACCUGGUGAAGAUGGGGGGGAAGAUCAAGUCCUGGAAGAAGCGCUGGUUCGUCUUCGACCGCCUCAAGAGGACCUUCUCCUACUAUGUCGACAAACAUGAGACCAAGCUGAAGGGAGUGAUCUACUUCCAGGCGAUAGAAGAGGUGUACUACGAUCACCUCCGCAGCGCCACUAAGAGUCCGAACCCCUCCCUGACGUUCUGCGUGAAGACCCACGACCGGCUGUACUACAUGGUGGCCCCCGCAGCGGAGGCCAUGAGGAUCUGGAUGGACGUGAUCGUCACGGGAGCCGAGGGAUACACACAGUUCAUGAACUGAGACACACAGUGCGGACCGUUUCGGCAGGGACUCUCUUCCCCCCCCCACAGACUCUACAGACACUUCCUGUUGCCGCUCUGGCGGACACAACGCCUUGUUUGUUACUUUUUAUUUUCACACUUUUAUUUUACUAUGUAGACGUUUUCACCUCCACAUUUUCUACGUGAUUCAGCUCGGAUUGAAAAAGGGAGCCCUUGGAGGGGACACACACAUCUGUAUAUAAACCAAAACCUGUCAAAGACUUUUAAAAAGCCUUUCUAUAUUGCCAAAUGGAGACCUUUUAGUUACUAUUUGUCGAACGUUUUGUAUUUUGUUUUCAUUUCUUUUUCUUUUUUUUAGAGAAUAUUGCCAAAUGACGUCAUGCCAAUGUUUGAGUGUUCCAUCAUGACUACGUUUAGUUAAGACAGAAAGAGUUUAAAAUAAUCCGCAUUGAAAAGGGUUAAUCAAUUAUUAUAAAUAUAUUUGAAAGAAUCUUAUUGUGAAUGAAAUGUGAGAAGUCAGUCAACAGGACCUGGAAAUGAUUUGAGUCCACUCUACGUGAAACAUAUAUGCUCACCACUCACUUCACCUGAGUGCUGCUAACACUACAUCCCAUUUCUUCACACCAUCAUCACUGCCAGCCUAAAGCCACACAGUGCAGUGCUACAGGUCACCACAGGAUCAACAAUACGUACUAAUCCUGAACUGUGCCUUGACUUUGUGUUGUUGACAUCUACAAUCGCAUUAAUGCUGUAAAGGCCGUAUGUGGAAAGUUAGCAGUUAGCAUGCCUCUAGCAUCCUUACAGGCAGAUAUACCAGAGGCCCUGAGCACAGUGGGAAUCAGCUAAGCCCCCGGGACGAGAGCCGGACGUUAAAGCAGAUGUUCCAAGUGGCCGAAUGGUGGUACUACAGUUUCUGCCUGUGACGUCAAUGGGCCAAAAAAUACAUUUUCACAUUGACUUGCAUUGGGAAAAACAUAAAGGUAAAUCAACUACCCAGUUUGAACACCUGAAUAGCCCCUAUUUAAAGCAUCAGGGUCUAAAAGUCUUAGAAUGCACUAAAAGACUAAUUCAGCUUUAUUUCCCUAGCCAUUCAUUUGACUAAGACAAGACUGGCAUAUUGGAGGCGGGGCUUAACUCAAGCGCUCUAUUGGUCCAAAACCCCGGAUAAAGUGAUCCCGCCUCCAAAGCUUUAUCCAGUUCUCUUUAUACAUCAUGGCAGCUAGUUCACUGGCAUUAUUGUAACUGAUGGGGGAAUUCACAGAUAAUUGAUUGCGGCCGCUGUUAGCACUAUGGGAUGUGCAUCGUUUGCAACUGUUAAUGAACCGUCUUAAGAUCACAUAAACAAAUAAUUAUUUACAAAUAACAAUAUUUGCCAAAAGUAAGUAAACUUGUGAUAUGAUGCAAACCCCCUGGAAAUGUGGUUAUCAAUUAAUUUGACUAUUUUUAAAUAUAUAAUUAGCCUUUUUUUAUCGUAGUUGUUUGAACUAACAAAACUCUGUUCAGUCGACUUUUAUUUAACUUCACUGAAUUGGAAGUGAUAAAGACCCCUGCUUUGAAUCCUCCGAGUGGAGGCUUGCAUGCAUGAGAGCGGAUAAAAAAAAUAUCUUCAGCUUUAAAAGACUGUCGUCAAGUGUCGAUCAUUGCGUUGUGAGUCUAUUGACGGUUUGUAGUAAACAGAUUCCGGAUGCCGUUUGUUUUGUAGAAGACGACGACAAACUGUGAUUUUCAGAGCAUGUGGAACUCUCGUUUAGUUUCAUGUAACGAUAAUUUAUGGUUGUGGUGCCUGAGAUAGUUACACGUUUACUAUUGAAAAAGAAGAAUAGUGAAAAGACCUUAAUAUAUUCUGUCCCCUUGCCUUUACUUCCCCUUCUACGGAAGCCCAGAGAUAUAAGUGAGAAAGAAAUCUGAUGAUCCAUUUUUGUUUUUUUCUCUCUGGUGUUUAUGAUUUAAAAAAUAUCUGAAAUUAAGUUAGGGAGGAAAAAGAAAAAGCCAGAUAAAAAAAAAAACGUUUCUUUGGCCUCUCUGGGCUUCCGUACACUGCACAGUUACCGCGUGCAAACCAAACUAUUCAACACUGGCAAGGCUGUUAAAUCAUGUCUGUUGAUAGUAGCUGGUAUAUACAUUAGUUGUAAUCUAUGUCGAGAAGAAAGGAAACUAAAUAUACUGUAAAGAGGAUGCCUGAAUGAAAAAAAUAAUAUUACUAUUGAAAUGAAACGGUAUUGUAUGAAAAAGACAAUUUUUACUUAUUUUUGUCAUUUUAGAAAUUUUAUUGUCGGUCAGUUACAUUGAAAAUUGUAUGGUAGUGAUGUAUCAAUCUACCUUUUGUAUUUACUGGUACAGCAGAACACACAGUAUAACACACCUAUCACUCAUGAGACUGUACUUUUCUAGAAAAUAGUUUCUGUUUCUCACACACACACACAAUCAAUACUCGGACCAUACUGUGUUAUUGGUACCCUGUAUGUCUCAUGCGUUAUUUUCACGUAUGAAUAAUAUGGAUUUUGUUAAAUCUAUUAAAAACAGAACUGUUACACAA
Molecule: messenger RNA, 7214 nt
Organism: Trematomus bernacchii (emerald rockcod)
Lineage: Eukaryota; Metazoa; Chordata; Actinopteri; Perciformes; Nototheniidae
Gene: phldb1b
Product: pleckstrin homology-like domain, family B, member 1b
Exons: 22
Coding region: 270-4697 (1475 amino acids)
Biological process (GO): regulation of microtubule cytoskeleton organization
Cellular component (GO): basal cortex
Molecular function (GO): protein binding
Source: RefSeq, a predicted model, not a curated record